GAUGACAAAGCUCUCCAAGAAGAUGUGCUCGCCGCCGGCCCAGCACCGAGUCGACGAAAGUCCCGCGAUGCCAGGUCAGGUCCCAAAGCAGCGGCCUCCGCUCCGAAGCAACGGCGUGCCGAGUCCCCAGAUGCCCUGAAGAUGCUCGGGCUCCCCUCGCCGAGACAAGCCCGGACAAAUCCCAAACGCGUCAAAGCCAAACGUGCCGCCGCCGCGGCCGAGCGCCCAGCAAGCGCCAAGCGCGCCCCCGUCGAAGCCGACACGGCCAAAGUUGAGAAACAGUCUUCGAAGGAAAGCACGGCACAGCAGGACAGCACGACGAACUCCUUCCAACCCAUAGAAUUGCCUACAGCGCAAGCGUUCCGAGCGGCGUUCGCCGCGCCGUGGAAACGCGCCCCCGGCGGCGACGGCGACAUGCCCCUGAAGGAGACCGGCAUCAGCAGCGGCGGCAUCUCCGACAAGACCAAGGCGUCCUCCUCUUCGGGGCACAAAAGCCAGAUGCUCCAGGUCGUCGGCGCCGCGCCCGAGAAGCGAUUCCCCUCGACGUCCUCGCAGCAGGGGUCCCACGAGGGCAAAUCAUCCCCACCGUCGGAGAACAAGAAACCAUCGCAGCAGGAGAACAAGAGACGCGACCCUCCCGUCCGCGAACGCGCGCCCGAGGACAGCAGCUCACGACCCGCCGAUCCGGCAGCACCGGCCCCGCCACAACAAAAACAACAACAGGUCUCCGAAACCCCGUCCGCCGCCGAACGCCUCGGCCUGCCCAACGCCAACGCCGAAGGGGUGGAUCCCAACGACGACCGCCACAGCAGCAGCAGCAACAACAACAGCAACAGCGACGGUUCCUCGCCGAUGCCGCGCCGGUCCCGCCGCGUGGAGCAGUUCGUGCGGAAACUCCAGAGCCGCAAGAUCGCGGUGAAAUCGCCCAAGUGGCUGCCGGAGGGCGGCUUCCUGUUCGUAGGAUAGGAGAAGAGAAGGAAAAAGAAAGGAAAAAGAAAAGGAAAAAAAAGAAGAAGAAGAAGAGGAGAAGUCCUCGAGAUGACUGCUGGCGCUUUCCCUGAUGCGUUCCGCCUCCCUCUCUGCUGUACCCUCUCUCGCUAUUGAUUCGCGUCUAUCAAAAACGGGAGAGAAAAGAAAGAAGACAAAAAGAAAUACCCCCUCAGCUAAAUUCCAUCGUGUGUUUUUUCUCGACCCGAAGAUCAUCGCUCAUUCACUCGCUCGCUGGCUCACUCCCUCAUCAGGAAGUCUUUCCUUUUCAUUCUCAUUCUCAUUCUCAUUUCAUUCUUCUUCUUCUUCGUCGAUUCCAGCCUGACCGUUUCCCCGUCACGGGUUCCCCCCCCCCCCCCC
Messenger RNA from Dissoconium aciculare CBS 342.82, 1347 nucleotides. RefSeq lists its product as uncharacterized. NCBI's taxonomy places the organism in Eukaryota, Fungi, Ascomycota, Dothideomycetes, Mycosphaerellales, Dissoconiaceae. The transcript has a single exon. The record is from RefSeq and is a predicted model, not a curated record. The annotation marks the transcript as partial.